AUGGUGGUGACUUUUGUAACAUGUAACUCUGCUGUGACAGCAGAGAAAGAGGGUUUGUUUGUCAUACCUUCAGGAAAUAUAAAGUUUAAUCCUAAUCAGAAGAGCACGUAUGAAGAGGAAAUAUCUUCUCUAAAUCAAUUUUUUAUAGACUACUACAAUGCUACCAAAGCUGAUGAUACACAGGUGAUUACAUGUCCCCCAGGAUUUGAACCAAAUGCUACACAAGUCUGUAUUUUGCCAGAGCUUGGAUGUAAUCCAGAAAAUGUUUGGAACUACAACACAACAGCUCCUUGCAUCAUAUUGUCUUACAAUGGGACAACUACAUUUGAUCCUUACGAUGACAUUGAGGAAUUACCCAGCCAGAUGCCCAAUCUACUUAAAGACCUAAUUGCAGAGUUCUGGUACUCUAAUACCAUGCCAGAGGUUAUAUGGGUGUCUUGCACAUUCGGUAGAAUGUACUCCUACUACGCUCCCUUCUUAAAUACAAACCUACCAGGCUAUCGGAAACCUAUAGUUGCAUUGAAGCUGAUUCUUUGCAAUGAAAUUAACACCACAGUUGAAAUUAAUUGCAAUAUGUGGGCCAAGGGUAUUGACAACGAGAAAAACUCUGAAACAUCAGUCAAAUUCACUGUAACAGUGGAAAAAAAUUGA
Homarus americanus (American lobster) is the source of this 651-nucleotide messenger RNA. Its product is annotated as sodium/potassium-transporting ATPase subunit beta-like. Gene Ontology annotation, molecular function: ATPase activator activity. The transcript has a single exon. The record is from RefSeq and is a predicted model, not a curated record. Gene Ontology annotation, biological process: intracellular potassium ion homeostasis; potassium ion import across plasma membrane; intracellular sodium ion homeostasis. Gene Ontology annotation, cellular component: sodium:potassium-exchanging ATPase complex. NCBI's taxonomy places the organism in Eukaryota, Metazoa, Arthropoda, Malacostraca, Decapoda, Nephropidae. Bases 1 to 651 code for a protein of 216 amino acids.